Chara braunii is the source of this 1656-nucleotide messenger RNA. The record is from the annotation of a GenBank genome assembly. Lineage: Eukaryota; Viridiplantae; Streptophyta; Charophyceae; Charales; Characeae.
UUAACUUCACUACAAGGUUUUGUGUCGCCGGUUCCUUUUCUAAGAGGACGACGAAAGUUGGUUCGUCGUGGCCUGCAUCGCCUAUCGUGCCGAACCUCGGCAAAGGGGGUGAGGCGGCCAGCCGGAGAAAUGGGGGCGCGGGUAGCAGACAACACGGGCGCCGCAAGCGGUGCCGCCUCGAGCAGUUCCCGACGAAGGGUCGCGACAGUCGUCACCAUCAUGCUGUUUCCAAGCAAGACGGAGGCAAGGGCGUCUGCUGUAGCCGUCGGAGGAUUUAGGCAAGGAUGGGCGAGAGUCGACCGCAUGGUCUUCCAUCCCGCGGACGUCUUCCCAACCGAGGUGGAGCUUAGGGAAGACCAAGGGACCCUUGAGGACCCGCCACGGAUUUAUGAAUUUGUGACAACGACCAUGAAGCUGGUUCUAAGCGUCGGCGUCUGCCCCCUUAGGAAGACGCAUUGGUUCGACGUCGGGGUCGUCUACGACGUCGUGAACGAGUCUAUCCACCGCAAGUUCGACGACGAGAUCAUGUGGUUGUCCCUACGCAUUAUGCGGAACCACCACGAUCGGCAGGGGCCAUUCAUAUACAUCGAGCAUUACGAUCGCGUGGGACUGAUGGCUGGAGCUCGGUGCGACCUGACGAUCCCCAAGUAUUUCCUGAUUCGAGAUACGAACGAUGCAGACCGCACCGCCUGGGCGGAGAGGAUGUCGAUGGUGUUCGAUGGGACUCCGACUCGAUGGCUCGGCUUUGUCGGAAUCGUCAACGACGGACGUGGGUUUCUUCCGGAAGAGCGAUCGGAGAUUCGACCGAACGUGAUUCGGCGUCCGAACGAGGUGCAGGGGCAUACAUUGUAUUUCCAUCGUGUCUCGAACAUGGAGCUUGUCUCUCGAGUCACCGUUGUAGUACUCUUCAGACGAUCCGGAGCACGAAUGGUGUUCCUUUGGCUUCAAGACACUUCCGCCCGACACCUUAAGCGCCUCGAUGUACCCUUCUGGUCCGUCCUGUUGACAUUGGCGCGACGAAUGACGGAUCUCUACAUCACGAGCGACCUACGACUACGAUGGCAAGGACGAGUGCGGAGGAUGGCGAUUAACGAGGCGUUCAUCCGGUGGCAUACCCGGCUAGACAGACGCGCUCGGGCGACUCACACCGCUUUACGGCCGCUAGGAGGCCAAAAAGUAAUGGAGCGUGGAUCUGAACCAACCACGACGCAAGAAGGAACAAGCAGUCUGGUGGCGCUGGCGUCAGAGAUGGUGGAGCAUAAGGACGAUCAUGCAAAAGGGCAGGAGAACGAGAAUGAACGGGGAGUGGACGAAGAGCCUGGCACGAGCGUAAAUACCUCGCGCUCUCCAUUAAUGAGAGAAAAUCAAGUGCGAAAUGCCAUCAAGUUCUUGUCGCAUCCGAAAGUGCGAGGAUCCCCAGUGAAGUUCAGGAGAGCCUUCUUAGAAAAGAAGGGCCUCUCUCAAAUGGAAAUCGACGAGGCAUUCCGCAGGGCGCUGGUACAGUCUCUCUGCUUCACGGCCUGUGAUUCAUUCCCAGGAUUGCCUAGUUCUUUCUGUGCUAUGAUCUUGUCCAUUUUUCUUGAGGCAAAACUCAAAUUUUAGACAAUGCCAUGCAUCACAACUCGAAUAGAAAAAGAAUGAAUUCACGAGAGAAGA